Messenger RNA from Macadamia integrifolia, 558 nucleotides. RefSeq names its product disease resistance protein L6-like. The transcript has 2 exons. Gene Ontology annotation, biological process: signal transduction. The record is from RefSeq and is a predicted model, not a curated record. NCBI's taxonomy places the organism in Eukaryota, Viridiplantae, Streptophyta, Magnoliopsida, Proteales, Proteaceae. Bases 1 to 558 code for a protein of 185 amino acids.
AUGAGAAAACCUCUGUUUCAUCCUCUUCUUCAUCUACUUCUUGUGGAUGGAACUACGAAGUUUUUUUUGAGUUUCAGAGGUGAAGAUACUCGCAAUAGCUUCACUGAUCACCUCUACAAAGCUUUGAAAGACAAUGGAAUUCACACCUUCAGAGACGACGAUGAACUCAAAACAGGAGAAGAGAUUGGUCCAGAGCUCCUCGCUGCUAUCCAGAAAUCGAAGAUCGCGAUCCCGAUCUUCUCAAAAGGCUAUGCUUCUAGUAAAUGGUGCCUUAUUGAGAUCGCCAUGAUAGCAGAAUGCAAGAAGAAAGGGCAAAUUGUGUUGCCGAUUUUCUACAGAGUGGAGCCAUCGGUGGUUAGGAAUCAGACUGGGAGUUUUGCAGAGGAUUUUCGGAAGCAUGAGAGGCGUUUUGAUGAUGAGACUGUGAGGAGGUGGAGGGAGGCUCUGGCUGAAGUGGGCAAAUUGAAGCGAUGGGAUUUGGACAAGAAUAGGAAAUUCCAAAACGCUAAUUUUAAUGAAAAUUGUAGCCAACUGGAGAUAUCCAAUUAUCCUGCAUGA